Molecule: messenger RNA, 5652 nt
Organism: Brassica napus (rape)
Lineage: Eukaryota; Viridiplantae; Streptophyta; Magnoliopsida; Brassicales; Brassicaceae
Product: leucine--tRNA ligase, cytoplasmic
Exons: 4
Coding region: 182-3439 (1085 amino acids)
Biological process (GO): leucyl-tRNA aminoacylation
Molecular function (GO): leucine-tRNA ligase activity; aminoacyl-tRNA deacylase activity; ATP binding
Source: RefSeq, a predicted model, not a curated record
UGAAGGUUGUGAUUGAGCUUCAUUCUUUAACCUUACUUAGCUUAAAAACCCUAUAGACGACAUCACUCAUCUUCAUUAUCCUUUCCCAGCUGUGGCUCCAUCUCUAACCAAUCUCGCAUUGCUUACGCGGCGGACUCGAUUCGCUAUUCCUGGAAUCUCAUCGUUAAGGCACUGUCACGCGAUGGCAUCUGAAUCCAAAAGCUUCGUGAGGAGAGAUCGUCUUCUGGAGAUUGAGGUAGCUGUACGCAAAUGGUGGGAAGAUGAAGGCGUGUUCUUAGCUGAGUCUCGUAAGGAUCCUCCGAAGUCGGGAGAGAAGUUCUUCGCAACGUUCCCUUUCCCUUAUAUGAACGGUUAUCUACAUAUAGGCCACGCCUUCUCACUCUCCAAGGUUGAUUUUGCUUCUGCGUACCAUAGACUGAGAGGUGCUAAUGUGCUCCUUCCGUUCGGUUUCCACUGCACUGGUAUGCCGAUUAAAGCUUCUGCUGAUAAGCUCUCUCGCGAGAUUCAGCAGUUUGGGAAUCCUCCUGUGUUCACUGCUGAGGAUAGCAAUAAACAAGCUCAAGAAGUUGAGGAGGAGGAGAGUGAUACGCCGGCUUUACCGGGUCAGUUCAAGGGGAAGAAGUCGAAGGUUGCUGCGAAAGCCGGUGGACAGGUGUAUCAGUGGGAGAUUAUGCGUAGUUUUGGUCUCACUGAUAGUGAGAUAGCGAAGUUUCAAGAUCCGUAUGAGUGGUUGUACUACUUUCCCCCAUUGGCUGUUGAAGAUCUCAGAGCGUAUGGGUUGGGUUGUGACUGGAGGAGAUCGUUUGUGACGACUGAUGUUAAUCCGUUUUUCGAUGCCUUUGUGAGGUGGCAGAUGAGGAAGUUGAAAUCUAUGGGGAAGAUUGUGAAAGACCGUAGGUACACUAUAUACUCGCCUUUGGAUGGUCAGCCUUGUGCUGACCACGACCGUGCUACUGGUGAAGGUGUUCAGCCUCAGGAGUAUACGCUUAUUAAGAUGGAAGUGGUGCAGCCGUUUCCUUUGAAGCUGGGUCCUUUGGAAGGAAAGAGAGUGUUUUUGGCUGCAGCUACUUUGAGGCCUGAGACCAUGUAUGGACAGACAAACGCAUGGGUGUUGCCUGAUGGGAAAUAUGGAGCUUAUGAAAUUAGUGAGACUGAUGUAUUUAUCCUAACGAAGAGAGCUGCACUCAACCUUGCUUAUCAGAACUUUUCAAAGAUCCCUCAGAAGCCUUCCUGCUUGGUUGAGUUGACCGGGUAUGAUCUGAUUGGACUCGCUUUGAGGUCUCCUCUGGCUGUGAACGAGAUCAUCUAUGCGCUGCCCAUGUUAACCAUUCUGACAAACAAAGGUACUGGCAUUGUUACCAGCGUGCCUAGUGAUGCUCCUGAUGAUUACAUGGCUCUGCAUGACUUGACUGCAAAGCCUGCUCUUCGAGCAAAGUAUGGUGUGAAAGAUGAGUGGGUGCCCUCUGAGAUUGUGCCGAUUAUUAACAUUCCGGAGUUUGGGGAUAAGGCUGCGGAGAAGGUCUGCGUGGAUUUGAAAAUUAAAAGUCAGAACGAUAAGGACAAGCUUGCAGAGGCGAAGAGGUUGACGUAUCUGAAAGGUUUCACCGAAGGAACCAUGCUUAUUGGAGAGUUUGUUGGUAGAAAAGUCCAAGAGAUCAAGCCCAUUAUCAAGGGAAAGCUGAUAGAGUCUGGCGAGGCAAUUCUAUAUAGUGAACCCGAGAAGCCGGUGAUGUCAAGAUCGGGUGAUGAAUGUGUUGUGGCUCUCACGGAUCAGUGGUACUUAACGUACGGAGAAUCAGAAUGGCGUCAGAUGGCUGAGGAAUGCUUAUCAAAGAUGAAUCUUUACUCUGAAGAAACAAGGCAUGGCUUUGAGCACACUUUGAGCUGGCUGAAUCAGUGGGCUUGCUCACGGUCUUUUGGUCUUGGAACGCGUAUUCCCUGGGAUGAACAGUUUCUUGUCGAAUCCUUAUCUGAUUCCACCCUUUAUAUGGCCUAUUAUACAGUUGCCCAUAUCUUUCACGACGGAGACAUGUACAAAGGCAGCAAGUCUUUGAUUAGCCCUCAACAGAUGAAUGAUGAUGUUUGGGAGUAUCUCUUCUGCGAUGGUCAGUACCCAAAAUCGUCUGACAUUCCGGCUGAUGUUUUAAGUAAGAUGAAGCAGGAAUUUGACUACUGGUACCCGCUAGAUCUUCGAGUUUCAGGAAAGGAUCUAAUCCAGAACCAUUUGACAUUUUUCAUCUACAACCACACUGCACUAAUGGCGAGUCGUAAUUGGCCUCGUGGUAUCAGAUGUAAUGGUCACAUUAUGCUGAAUUCUGAGAAAAUGUCAAAGUCAACUGGGAAUUUCAGAACACUGAAGCAGGCUAUUGAAGAAUUCUCUGCCACUGCUACAAGGUUUUCUUUGGCUGAUGCUGGUGAUGGCGUUGACGAUGCAAAUUUUGUAUUCGAAACUGCAAAUGCUGCAAUUUUGCGCCUGACGAAAGAGCUCACGUGGAUGGAAGAGGUUCUGGCUGCUGAAUCUUCUUUGAGAACAGGCCCUCCAUCUACGUAUGCUGAUAAAGUGUUUGAAAAUGACAUGAACAUUGCUAUCAGAUUGACUGAAAAAGCCUACAAAGAUUGUUUGUUCAGGGAGGCACUUAAGAAUGGGUUUUACGACUUGCAAGCUGCUCGAGAUGAGUAUAGGCUCUCUUGUGGCACUGGCGGCAUGAACCAUGACUUGAUAAUGACCUUUAUGGAUGUGCAAACACGCCUCAUUGUACCAAUCUGUCCUCAAUUUGCAGAAUAUGUCUGGAGAAAACUUUUGAAGAAGGAAGGCUGUGUGGUAAAAGCAGGGUGGCCAGCAUCAAAUGAGCCAGAUCUGGUUCUCAAGGGUGCUAACAAAUAUUUGCAAGAUUCUAUCGUUUUAAUGAGAAAGCUUCUACAAAAACAGCUCUUAGGUUCCAAGAAGGCUGCUAAGAAAGGUGCUCAAGUAACAGCAGUGGCAGACUCGAAUCUGAAGGGCCUUGUGUAUGUGAAUGAGCAAUUUGAUGGGUGGAGAGCUCACUGCCUCCAGAUUCUGCAAAGUAAAUUCGACCAACAAACCUGUUGUUUUGCCCCUGACGCAGAGAUACUUGCAGAACUAAGGGAGAUAUUGCACAAGGAUGGACAAGCAGAAAACUUCAAGCAGAUUCAGAAGCUUUGCAUGCCUUUCCUUAAAUUCAAGAAGGACGAAGCAAUAGCUAUUGGCAGUCAGGCUCUGAAUUUGAAGCUACCUUUUGGAGAGAUGGAAGUCCUUAAGAGUAACAUGGACUUGAUGAAGCGGCAAGUUGGUCUUGAAGAGGUUGAAAUCUAUUCAGCAAGUGACCCUAAUGAUGUUGCUAAAGCUGGUCCAUAUGCUUCACUCCUGACGCAGAAUCCUCCAUCUCCAGGCAGUCCAACCGCCAUCUUUGUUAACAGGUAAUUCAAAAGAAAAGCUUUCAACUAUAAGGAAGAGGUUGAAAGGCUUGGGAGUUUUUUUCGUAUUUUUAUACGAGUCAUAUUUAUACAUUUAGCUGUUUUGGCUGUCUGAUGUGUUUCUGGUAUUGUGUAGUAAGACUGUAAAAGACUAUCUGUUCUUUUUUAUGAAUAACACUUUCUUGUUUCGUUGUGCUUAUUCAUCCUGUUGAGCUCCAUCCCGAGCUUGUUUUCUGAAAAAAAAACAACGAAAGCAACUCAUUAUUCUUGUAUCUUAUUAUCUAUUUUAUUAAUUAUAUUAAAUUAGAUAAUUAUCUUUUAUUUGUAUUUUUUAUAUUUUAGUAUUUUUUCUAUUUUAAUUAAGAUUAUGGUUUUCUAUAUUUUAAUAUUUAUUAUAAAUAGACAUUGAAACUUAAAGUUGUAUUUAGAUUUUUGAUAAUAUAAUUUAGGGCUUUUUGCUUAUUCUUUGUUUGAUUCGAUUAAAUUCAUCAAACAAGAAGUAUUGCAAGAAAUUCUUUGAUUGAUUCAAAAACCGGUCUCUAAAAACCAUAAAGUUCCUUGAUUCACCGUUCAACCUAUUGUCUGAUGCAUCAAAUUGAUACCUAAUCUAGCGAAUAAAUUCGAUAUCAACUAAUACGGGCUUACUUAUCAAAAGUUUCAAAUAGUAACUCAAUGAGUUUGUAGGAGGAUUUUAGAUUAAUUUCACAAACUUUUUGAUGCUUUAUCAGUUUCAGCUUGUAUAUCCGUACCAUCCAAUGGUGAUGGUAAAAACCUGACGACAAAAGCAGUGCCAUUUACCAGAAUAUAAUUGGAACCAAUGGGCCACCGCUUUGUGAUAAGGUAAUGAGAUUCGAUGUGUGUGAGCUUGAAAUUCUUUUUCCCAAUCUCUGUUCACGUGACCCGAUCAUAGCUUAUCAUUUUUAUCGAGAAAAUUGGAGCGAAUAAACAUAAGGACUUAACCAAGAAACAGAGUUCAAGGUUUGCACUCACAGGAAAGCUGCGUACAUGUAGUAGCAGAGAUUUUACUCAAGUCAGUUCAGAUAACCAGCUUCUUUUAUAUGAGGAAAGACGCCGCCUCCAGUACGCACCAUCCAUAGAAACCAGAGUUAACAGGCUCCUGAUAUAUUUCCUCACAGAUAGCAAGCUCCUCAUUACCAUAUGGAUAGCUGUAAUAGAAAAUCAAAACCAUGGUUAGUUUAAAAUGUUCUUAUACUUUUGCGUGCAUUUAUCAGUUUAACUCUAGAAUGCUUCUUUCAUUAGACCAAAUUCAGAGUACAGUUUCUUCAUGUCUUCACUUGUAAGCUCAGUGCAUAUGCUUAAUAGAAAAGGAACCGGUUAUCAGUGAGCUUUAUCCUCCAUUCUUCUUCGAGUUGAUCUUUGUUUUGUUGUCAUUCUGCUCAUCUUUUGGGAGAGCUCCUCUAUUUUUCAUCUCUCCUUUGCAAGCCUCAAGAUUUCCACUAAUGUUUCCAGCAAUCUUCAUGUCUAUAAGCUGAGCUUGCAAAGAUUUCUCAAGGCGAUAAGCAGCUAAACCAUCAAAUCCGUUUUGUUGUGCCAGAUCUCUAACUCAAUAUAGUUAUAUACAAUUAUUUACAAAGCAUAAUUAUCAAUGGAUAUGACACCAUGCUUGAGACCAAGAUUCAUCUUUACCUGUAUAAGUGCGUUUGCGAGGAGAGGAGCUGGUAUUCACAUGAGAGUAAGUAAGACCAACAGAGGUUGUGUUGUAACUACUUGUUUGACACAGUGAAAGUCUAAAGACUUCACACUCCUCAUUAGCGCUUUCUUCAUCUCCUGGCUUGAGCUGAUGGGAAGCUUUAUGAUUUCCCCUAUGAGAUUAGUGAGUGUACAUGAGUGAGAGCCUAAAAUAUGGAAAUAUUUAAAGAUAUGGCGAACCUGUUCAUCAGUCAAAAGGUUGCGAAUAGAAUUUUGAAGCCAUUGAUGCGGUGAGAUUUGUUUGGAUGUGGGUGGAAUAAGCAAGCAGAGGAAGCGGUUAGGAAGCUAUAUAUUGUGAGCCUGAGUGAAUUUGAGGAGUUAUAUACAGUGCCGUGCCAAGGCAUAUUGAGGCCUAAGGCAAACUUAAAAAUAAAUGUUUCAAUUAAAAUUUGGAAAUAAAUGUUUCCAUUUCAACUUUAGAAAUUGUAAUACAAAUUUUUAAAUAUAAAAUUACUGAAAACAAAAGAAUUUCUUUGUAAUUUUUUUUAAUACAAAACAGUUUUUUCAAAA